Molecule: messenger RNA, 1800 nt
Organism: Danaus chrysippus (African queen)
Lineage: Eukaryota; Metazoa; Arthropoda; Insecta; Lepidoptera; Nymphalidae
Source: the annotation of a GenBank genome assembly
AUGCCCUCCGUGAUGUUGUCUGCGGUAUUAGAAGAGGAGCCCGACCUAUAUGAGGCAUUCCCCCCUCAUGUUGAUCCAUCAGGAAUAACUAUUUUAACAGACAGCCCUCCAGGCAAGAAAGCGCCUCUGAAGACCUUCGAGGAACUGCAGCCGCUCCUCCAGCAGGGCCGCAAACGGGAUCUCAAACUGCUCAUCAGAGAGAACUCCUGGCCUAUCAACAGCCCCAUACGAGCGUCCCUCUGGCCGGCUCUCUGCCGACAGCAUCAACAUGGAAAGUCUAUGCUCGAUGGUUUCUAUUGGGACAUGGUUACACAGGUAUUCGGUACAGUGGAGCUGCCGGACAAGCCGAUCAUGUUGCCACCGUUUGUGGAGGCGACCCACUGUCUGGGUUACCAUCUGACGAGGAAGGGUCGCGCGGUCGCGGACAGGGUGGUCUCUGUCCUUGGAUACGCCUGCCCGGACAUCACAUACAGCCCCAGCCUUUAUCCCAUCACCGCUGCACUACUGCACUUCAUGCCUGAGGAGGAAUGCUACCACUGCAUGGCCAGUCUGGUGGCGUCCAAGGAGAAGAUGUUCAUAACACAGACAAAACUACUCAACGAAGUCACAUGGAAAACUGUUAUGCAGAUUGCUAAAAAACAUGCCAAGUCGGCCGCCCAGCAUCUGUCACGACUGUCUGGCACCAUUGGCCCGGAGCGGAUCUACGCUGACUGGCAGUGGUGGAUAUUGGCAGCGUUGCCAUUCCCACACCUUGUUAGGGUGCUCGACUGCUUCUUCCACGAGGGCAUGAAGGUAUUCUACAGGGUAGCCCUCGCGAUACUCAUCCUGUUCCAAAAGCACUCCAGCAACCAGAGCUCGGAGUGGUACGCGGAGGCCACCAAGAACGGGGUCGACCACGCCGUAGACAAGUUCUGUAGGAACAUGCCCGCCUCGCCGACCAAACUAUUAAGAACCGCCUUUAGUAUAAGGGCCUUGAGCUCACAGUACAUAUCCAGGGUGUUCAUUAAGACGGAGAUGACUCUCAAGUCGAAGCAGGUGAUAUCUGGGCUGAGGCUUGUCCGUUCCCGUUCGUCCGAUAACUUGCCGACGAGCCAGUCACAGGUCAACAUACAGAUGAUGUCGCACACGCUCACCAUACGAGAGAGAAUGUCUGAGGAGACGUGCAAACAGAUGGGCUCCCAUUCGCCGGGCCCUCGAGCCCUGUCGAUGGGCGUUUAUCCGAUUCAAGCGAUCAAGUCGCAGAUUCUAGACCAGAGCGAAUUGUUCACGUUGUGGUCGUGGCUACCGAUUCGUAUCACCAUGUAUCAGCCUGUGCUACUCUACACCACUGAAGAGCACGGCUGUUCAUUGACAACAUUCUACGUUAGAGUGGAACAUCACGAACCUACCUUACUCAUGAUUAAGACUUGCAAUAAUGAGGUAUUUGGAGCGUAUUGUUCUACGCGGUGGUUUGAAAGGAACCAAAAAGACGAACGUGGCAACAGACAAGCUUACUUCGGUACUGGAGAGACGUUUCUCUUCAGCCUUUACCCGGAGCGCGCCAAGUACCCAUGGGUUGGGUGUUCUAUGGGGUUGGAAGGGAAGGGGGAGGAGAGGGUCUCACACGGCUCGGAGCUGUUCAUGGCUGCUGACUCUAAGAUGAUCACCAUAGGAGGCGGUGACGGCCAGGCUAUCUGGAUGGAUGAGAACAUCCGCUUCGGUAAGACGGACCGCUGCUCCACCUUCAACAACCCGCCGCUGUGUCCGGCCGGGGACUUCGAGAUCCGCGUGCUCGAGGUGUACGGCUUCUCCGGCGCAUAG